AAAUGAGUUUCAAUCAAUCGAGUGAAGUCUUUCAAUGAAGACUUUUUCACAAUACAAAAUUUUUUGUUUGAAGUCCUUACUUUCUUUUUGUUAAAUUAAUAGUACUCAAUUUAUAAAAAUGCUUAAAAAAUUUGUCGAGGUAAAUGCGGACGAGAGUCCUUCAGUGAAUCCAUAUGCCGUGCGUACUUUUAUGGGUGAUAAUGUUAUAACGGAGUGGAGAGUCGAAAGUUGCCCACCGCGUGACCGAGUGUGCCUAAAGAAGCCACCGAAUUCCACGAUUUCUCACGUGCUAACCAUUGAGGAUGAGCUGCGACGCCUACACCAGAAAGCCGAAGAGUCUCGGUUCGUACGCCCAUAUAAGAAAACUUGCGAUCUCUACGAUGAGCUCACCAUGUGCAUUAUACCACAACGAAUGCCAGGCGAACUAAGAACAAACGCCGAAAUGCGUGAACGCGUUCUGUUGUCCAAGACCGACGCUGGUCUAGUGGAGCACGAUGCUCGCUUAGAGAAGUCCUGCCCGAAGGACUUGAUUGUACUGAACAGUCCGAUGAACUUAAAUGAAGAGGAGGAGGAAGAUUUCGCCGCCGAAGAGGAUGAAGAGGGUGAACUCAAGCCGCAGAAGGCUACGCCAGAAUGUUCCUCCGCCAUGAUUAUUAUACCCGAUAAACGCAUGCUUGAGUUGAAACGUCCUAAGAGUCGCAUUUAUUUGAACGAAACACAAGUUGGACCUUUGGAAGAGCUGCCAUUUCCAUCAUAUGAUCCACGUGUCAUUCAAGAAGGCUUGGAGGGUGAAAAUCUGAGAUCAUACGACAUUAUCGAAGGUUGCAAUCCUCAAGAUUUAUGGACCUGGAACGUUGACAUGCAGAGGCGGGAAAUGGAAAUGGAUCAAGAUUUUCUAGCGGCUGCUUUGCCCAAAUAUGGUCAGGAUGUUGGACUCACCAUCUAUAAUAUACCCAACCAGCUGGAGAAAACAUUUACUGCCGAAAUUGUGUUCGGCAAUCGUAAUAUUUAUCCUGAACCGAAAAGGGCGCCAUAUCGUCGAAGCUAUUAUAAUCGACCCAGCGAGAUCGCUUCCAUUAUUGUAGCCUUUGUCGAAACCUAUCAAGUGAAUCCAGAUUUCUGGACUGCUGGGACCAUGGACGGUAUACUCAAGCGCGGCGUAAAGCUAACGAAGAAGAGCAUUUCGCUCAAUUACAAAUCGGAGGACAAUGACUUCGACAUAUUGCCCCAGGUGACGGAGCGCCAGGCAGCCGUCAAUAUCAAGAUACACUUCACUGGCCUGUUCAAGAAAGAGCCGAAUCUGUAUAAGGCUCUGUCUCUGUACUUUUCCAAGUACAAUGCCUGCAUCUUUGUGUCGCGCGAUAUGUUUCUGUUGAUCUGGAAACGUUGCAUUGACUCCUUCUUCAUCUUUGAUCCCAAUGGACGAAACGAGCUGUGCCAGCGUGACUUCAAGGAGGGCAUGUGCUCGCUGAUGGCGACACGUUACAUGGAGCAUCUGGUCCAUUUGAUAACCAAAUUCAGCGAUUUGAAUGGCGACGAUGAGUUUAGCAUUUACGAAAUCGCAUUGACUCAGUAUGGCAAGCUAAAGGAGCCCCUCAUUGGCAAGAGUAAGGCACAGCCUUACCACAAGCUGUGGGCCGUGGUCAAUGAGAAUUUUGCGGUCAAGACGGGCGGCAACAGCGGCAUUCAGCAGCCCAUUUCUGGCUCAGAGAAAAACGCUUCGCUUGUUGUUUCGCUCAUCGCACUGAUCUACUCGGAAUUCGAGCUGGCCAAGAUGUGGCGCCCCAUGACCAUUGACGAUAUCAUUCGCUACGGCGUUGCCUACUACAAGACGCUGCGCAAAAAGUUUCGUUUGGAUGGCAAGCGCUGGAAGAACAAGAAGCCCGAACUGAAUGUCGUCGACUUGCCGGAGAUGUUCCUGAUGGGCGCAUUUAAGGCCACGGUGCGCAAAUAUCCAUUCCUGAUCACUGGCCAUGUGACCGACUGCAAGUCGUAUCUGGAGUCGCAGCUGACACACGCGUUGCAGCAUAUGUUCGAGAUGCCGGAGUGGCCGGCUGCCCUAUUGCAGAUUGACAAUUCUGUUCUGGGCAUAUGGCGGGAUCGGGAGUUCUUCUAUGUCUUCGAUCCGUUUCGACGCAAUCGCGUGGGCAUGGUUGUGGAUCCCGAUGACUAUCGCAUCAAGGGUCUGGCCGUGCUGCAAAUGCACACCACAUUUGAUUCCUUCGUGCGUCUUAUUUAUCAGAAUGCAUUGAAGAUGCGACGUGGCGGCAAAUUCUUCAUUCAUGGCAUCCGCACGGGCUGCAUACGGCCGUUGCAAGUGAUGACGCAGGAGUCGAACAAGUUUCCGGCACUGCAAAUGGGUCUGCCCACGUUCACGGACGAGCCAGCGGACGUGGAGUUGGCGCAAAAGAAGAGCAUCGAGAGCAUACCGGAAGAGGAGCGCUUUCCCACAAAAUUCGAGCGAGAACAUGCUGAGGAGUUCAUCCUGGAUAUCAUCAAUUCCAUUAUUAAGGAAAUACCCGAGGACAAAUUGCAACGACCGUUCGUAUACAGACAAGCACAGAAGCUGCUCGUGGCCUCAGACCAGGAAAAUCUACGUGCGCUGCGUCUGAAGAUCAAGCGCGGCUACGAGCUGGGCGAGGAGGAGGAGCGACCCGAUCUGAAACGCGUGCUAACCAUAGAGGAAGAGCUCGAGCUCAAGUCCAAUUACCAAACGCUGCAUGACGGCGCCUACAUCAUAAUGGGCACCACGAAACUCCCACAACUUGAUCCCGAAAUGACGAAGCUGGGCGGUGUCCUGGCUGCCCUAGUGGCCACGGCAGUCUCCGCUAAGUACAGGGUAUCCACAUGGAAUUCCGAACUGGUUGAGUUCUGCAUCUAUUCGGUCAACAAGUUUGGGGAGGAGUAUCAAAACUAUGAGCUCAUCCUGUCGUGCUUGCUGAACAAGAAACUGCCAGACAUUGCCGUUGGCGAGAGCAACUUUUCCCUGGUGGUAUCCGAGGUGUACAAAUCCUCAAUAUCAUCGUCGCUCCGUCAGGAUCUGCUCGAGCUGCUCAUCGAUAACAAUCGUGUGCUUGUUGUCUGUCAGCACUUCUCCUGCGUCAUAUUCAAGCGCUACAACCUGCUUUACAUGUUCAUUGGCUUCCCCUGCAAUGCGAUUGGAUAUCGCAAAGGCGGAGCUGGGCCGGCCUGCAUGAUGCGUUUCAUUGAGUUGGACUCGUUGAUACGUCGCAUUGAGUUCGGCUGCAAUCCGCAGGGCUGCUCGGUCAUGAACUAUAUUGUCGCUGCCAUUAAGAUCGUGGAUAACAAUAUCAAGGGCCACUUCCGACGCUGGGCCAAGUCGGAUGAGGAUGCAGAGUUCAAUGCGGAAUCGGCGCGCAAAAAUAGAAUUCGCGAGCAGCGUCUGGAGAAGAUGCGUGUCAUCGAUGAAGAACUGAGGAAGGAGAACAAACGUAUUCAGGACUAUAUGGCGGCCAAGCAGGCGCACGAAGAUCGUAAAAAGGGCAAGAAACCUGAGUACAAGGACGUGGGCAUUGACGAGGGCAUGGACGAAGAAGAAAUGGACUUGAUGGGUAUGGAGGAGGAGGAGGAGGGUCAGGGCGAAGAAGAGGUGGAACUGAAGCACAAGCCCGGCAAACGCUUGCCCAAGAUGGUGCAACAAGUCUACAAGCCACGCCCCAUCCUGUACGGCUAUCGCAUGCGCGAAAAGGACUGCAACUUCAAGAUCCAAGGCAGCAUGAAUCUCGAGGGCCGUGGGGAGGGCAGCUUCAAAGAGAUCAAGCCUUGCUACUUUGCCUGUGCCCUGGCCAUACUCAGCGUCUCGCUGCGUCCGCUCAAUCGCUGGAACUCGUAUCGCAUCGAUCGAGUGAUCACCCAUGCCAAAUCGAUUGCGGCGCGUGUCUGUGAUCUGGAGUCCGUUUUUGAGCGUGUGGUGCGACACGUGACGAUUGACGAAUACGAGUUCGAUAUCUGGAUACGCAUCCUGGAGCCGCUGGGCAUGUGGACGCCAGCACCAAAACCAGUUACACUUUCCGCCGAAGCAGCGCUGGUCACGAUCAAAAAGAAGAUGCAGAAGGUGCUCGCUUUGCGCAAAUAUCUGAUGAUAUUUACGCCUAACGGUUGCUUUGCCUUGUAUCACGACGAGUUCUAUCACCUGUUCGAUCCAUAUGCGAGCAUGGCCAAGCCAGGCGUAGAGGAGGAGGAGGAUGCCGCCGACGCUGGCGACGAAGAGGGCGAAGGCAAGAAAAAGAAGAAGUGCCCAAAGGGACCCAAGCGCUAUCCGGAACGCAACACCGCCUCCUGGGUCCUGUUCGCCGAUAUCGAUGGUAUGUUCCAGUAUAUAGACCAACGCUGCUCGCAACCGGACUGGAAGGAGCGCAAUCAAUACAUGUUCUAUGUGGUUGAUGUGCUCUCAUACAGGAAGGCGGCGCCCAAUGCAAGAAUCCUACAACUGCUGACGGAUCUGUCGAUACCCAUGACUUGCUCUAAUCGCCAGUACGGGCGGCCGGAGUACGAGAUCUGUGCCACCAACGAAUCCCUGGGCUGGCUGGAGUUGGAGAAUUGUCUGCCCGUGUGGAGCCGCAUGAACCGUCGCAACACAUCUGGAAAGUAUCGCAAUCUGCCGCUGAGCAAACUCAAGAAGUACGACGUGGAGAUUGAAGGACGUCUCUGGUCCCUGUGGGGCAAUCUUCAUCCCGAGGCGCCGGUCUUCGAGGACGCGUUGCGUGGACGUCAAUAUUUGGCCAUCUAUGUGAUCGCCUGCUGUGCGGCCAGCGUCUACAACCUGAUGGACUGGAGCGCCCAACUACUGGACACAAUUGUCGUGAGUGGCAACAAGUACUUCCAAGAGAGCAUCGUACAAAUAACUAAGGAGGACUACGAGUUUUCUCUGGAGAACCUCAACAUUGACUGCGCACUCGAAACAAUCAACUUUGUGGUUCACAUCGAACAUGUCUGCUAUGGCAAGCUCUAUCGCGUGCCCACGUUCAAUCGCAUGAAUCUCUCCGAGGCCCUCAUCUACUUCUUCAGCCACUACCAAUUUGGCAUCGUGAUGGUGCGUAAGCGUGCUGUGGCCAUUGGAUUCUGUCCGGGCACAGAUGGAGGCUACUUCAUGUACGAUUGCCAGGAGAAGGAUCAGCCACUGUUCCCCAAGCAACAGGGCGCCUCGUACCUGCUCCGCACACGACAUCUGCAGGUGCUGCUCUACUGCAUAGUAGUCACUCUGAACGUGCCCUUCUACAACAUCGACUUCAGCAUCCACAAGGUGGAGAUGUUGCGCGAGGGCGCUACCGUCGAGAACGAAGAGGAGGAGGAGGAGGAGGGUGAUCAGUAGAGCUGCAAUGCAAUUGCGGUCUUCGAGUGUAGUUAGUGAGGAUCUAUGUUUUAGAAGUAAUUAUUAAAUAUAUUGAGUUUUAUACAACGGCUUUAAAAUAAACUGAACAACUGUAAGACAA
Molecule: messenger RNA, 5453 nt
Organism: Drosophila hydei
Lineage: Eukaryota; Metazoa; Arthropoda; Insecta; Diptera; Drosophilidae
Exons: 5
Coding region: 119-5332 (1737 amino acids)
Source: RefSeq, a predicted model, not a curated record